AUGAUAAUAGCUGUGCCUGCCAAGAACGCCCCAGAGGAUGCCAUGUGCAGACUGGCACGGGGGCUCCACGCAGAAAUCUAUGAUGGGGGUCAGGAGGCGGGAGGACAGGACUGCGUGACCUGUGAGGACGUGACCACUAACUUCUCCCAGAAGUGGGGACUCCACGAUGAGCAGAGGCGCCUGUACUGCGAUGUGAUGCUGAAGAACUUGGCACUCGCCCGUGGUCUCGCUGGGUACGGACUUACCUCUCUCAGGCCACACACAGUUGCCCACCCGGAGACAGGUGCAGAAGCCUAGGUGCCUGACAGAGCAGACCCACCUUCAGCCAUGGCAAAAGGGGCACACAGUGGACCUGGCUCUGAACUUUGCCAUGGAACAGAGAGAAAGGUGUAACCUUCUGAGCAUAGUGUUUCUGCAGAAAGGCUGCCAAAGAACAGGAAUCCCAAGACUGCUCUGUCUACCCAGAAAGACUAUCCUUGUGAUAUGUGUGGCCUACACUUGAAAGACAUUGUGCACCCGGGUGAACACCAGGAAACCCAUUCCAGGCAGAAACCACACACAUGUGAGGCUUAUGGGAGAGAGUGUGAGUUGAGUACAAACCUUCACCUGCAAAAGAUGCAGCAGAAUGUCGACAAGUCGUCCAGAAGGGAUGAGAGCUCGACCUUGUGUAAGAUCUGCAGAGACAACACAUCAGAGAAGCCUUUCACAUUCAAGGCAGAUGGGAAAACCUUCAUGGCCAGAUCCAGCUUUCUCCAGCCUCAGAUCUCUCCCAGCACUGAGGAACCACAGCAAAAUACUGAAGGCAUGGUGCACUUUCACACUGUGCAAAGCCGCGAUAAGUGCAAUCAAUUAAGGGUGUACACAUACCCAUCAAAGACCUGA
Messenger RNA from Condylura cristata (star-nosed mole), 882 nucleotides. It is a transcript of the gene ZNF792, whose product is annotated as zinc finger protein 792. The record is from RefSeq and is a predicted model, not a curated record. Gene Ontology annotation, biological process: negative regulation of transcription by RNA polymerase II. Lineage: Eukaryota; Metazoa; Chordata; Mammalia; Eulipotyphla; Talpidae. Gene Ontology annotation, molecular function: DNA-binding transcription repressor activity, RNA polymerase II-specific.